Molecule: messenger RNA, 1764 nt
Organism: Mycena indigotica
Lineage: Eukaryota; Fungi; Basidiomycota; Agaricomycetes; Agaricales; Mycenaceae
Product: Cytochrome P450
Exons: 13
Coding region: 1-1764 (587 amino acids)
Molecular function (GO): oxidoreductase activity, acting on paired donors, with incorporation or reduction of molecular oxygen; monooxygenase activity; iron ion binding
Source: RefSeq, a predicted model, not a curated record
AUGCCUGACCCACCGACCUUUGCGCUUCCCAUCAUAAUCCUUAUUAUCCUAGGCUAUCUCGUCUAUCGACGCAGACUGAGCCCUUCGAUAUCAGACCUACCUGGACCCCAACCCGAGUCCUUUCUGCUUGGUACCACAUCAGCUGCUCCUCAGGCAUUAGUUUGCUCACCCCGAGCUCCAGGUUCUCUUCCAGAAUUCCAACAGGGCCAGGUUGGAGUGGCCGAAUUCAAGUGGGCCGCCCAAUAUGGCGACGUAUAUCGAGUCAAGGGAAUUUUGGGGACCGAACGACUCUUUGUCGCUGACCCCAAAGCCAUCCACCACAUCCACCAUUUGGCCAGCUACAAUAUCCGCAAGCAGGAACUCAGAGCGGAACUCAGUCGAGUGUUCACCGGACCAGGCCUCAGUUAUGUCGAGGGAGAAGCGCACAAACGACAGCGACGAAUCAACUCGCCUGCAUUUGGUACCAUGGAUGCCCGGUCCUAUAUUCCGAUCUUUUUGUCGUAUGCCUCUUCAACACUCCCAGCUAUUUUACGCGGCUUCUUCUUCGAUGCCAUCGGCGAGGUGGCUUUCGACUAUCGCUUCGGGACCACAGACAACUUGAACAGCGAGCAUCCUCUUUCUACGGCCCUGAACAGCGUCCUUCCACAAAUGUACACUCCCCCAACCAAGAAAACUAUCUUUAUAUUCGGCCUUCUGGAAUUACUCCCGGCGUGGCUUAUGAGGCUCUACAUGCAUCACGCACCCACCGCAGGCCUCCGCAACAGUCGCCGUGUUGAAAAAAUUGCAACCGAUCUGGCGCGGGAACUCGUUGCCGCGAAAUCUGAGGAGAUCGCUGCAGGGAAGCGGAAACGCGACAUCAUGAGUCUCUUGGUCAAGGCGAAUCUCUCCGAGAACCCCCGGACAAGUCUGACCGAGGACGAAAUGCUGGCCCAGAUGCAGACUAUAAUGCAAGCGGGACAGGAGACGACGGCGGUGACAUUGUCCUGGACGUUGUUUGAACUGACGCAACAUCGAGAUGUCCAGAACAAACUAAGAGCUGAAAUCCAAGCCACGGAACGCGCAAUUCGCGAACGGGGAGAAACGCAGUUUACCUGGUCAGACUUCGAGGCCAUGCCCUACACUAUUGCGGUCAUGAAGGAAACGCUUCGAUACCACCCAGUCGCGUACAACAACACCCGCGAAGCCGCGCGAGACGAGGUCCUCCCGCUCUCAAACCCCAUCACCACUAGGUCCGGAAAAAUACUCACAGAACUUCCUAUUCGAAAGCAUCAGGUCAUCGUAGUUUCUGUGGCGGCGUACAAUCGAAAUACCCAGAUCUUUGGCGCAGAUGCAGGCCAUUUCAACCCCGAACGUUGGUUAGACGACACCGUUAAGCCGCUCGCUCCGCUUGGUGUCUAUGGCAACCUGUACUUGGUUUUUGAUGACCUUCGGAAGUGGACAUCGAGCAUGCAUAGGUCUACUCAUGGUUUAUCCGUGUUCCGUGUUCUAACAUCGCACUUACAGGUUACCGUUUGGCGUAGGCCCUCCGCACUCUAUUGUGUUGCAACUGAAAGUGACCACGACAGGAUCUACGAGUAUCAAUCCUUCCUUGUGGAACUGGUCAAAAACUUUGCGUUCACCAUGGACCCCGCCACUGCCCAACAACUUCGCCGACAAGCAUCGCUGGUUAUGCUUCCGAUGCUCCCCGGUAAAGUCGGCCCACACAUGCCCCUCCAGGUGGCCCCAAUCGACGCCGUAGAACAGUGCUUCGUAUUCAAGACGUAG